GGAGAAAGCCGGGACUACCUGAAAUUGGAGAAGUCAAUGUUCAUACCGCUGGGGUGUAAACUGCCCAAGUGAAAUACGAGGUGCUGCUCCUCCAAUUUACGGUGGGCCUCACUCUGGCCAUGGAGGAGGCCCAGGACAGAAAGGUCGGAUUCGGAAUGGGAAGGGGAGGGGGAGUUGAAGUGCUGAGCCACCGGGAGAUCAGGUUGGUAAUUGCGAACCGAGCAGAGGUGUUGGGCGAAGCGAUCGCCAAGCCUACGCUUGGUCUCACCGAUGUAGAGCAGUUGACACCUAGAGCAGCGGAUGCAAUAGAUGAGGUUGGAGGAGGUGCAGGUGAACCUCUGUCGUACCUGGAAAGUCUGCUUGGGUCCUUGAAUUGAGUCAAGGGGGGGAGGUAAAGCGACAAGUGUAGUAUUUCCUUCGGUUGCAAGGGAAAGCGCCAGGAGAGGGGGUGGUUUAAGUGGGAAGGGACAAAUUGACCAGGGAGUGACGGAGAGAGCGGUCUCUGCGGAAAGACGAUGGGGGAGGAGGUAGGAAGAUGUGGUCAGUGGUGUGAUCCUGUUGGAGGUGGUGAAAAUGUUGGAGGAUUAUUUGUUGAAUGUGACGGCUGGUAGGGUGGAAGGUGAGGACAAGGGGGACUCUGCCCUUGUUACGAGUGGGAGGAUGAGGAGUGAGAGCAGAGUUACGGGGUAUAGAAGAGACCCUGGUGAGAGCCUCAUCUAUAGUAGAAGAAUGAGGGCUUCCCUGAAGAAUGAGGACUUCUCUGGCACAGAAGGCAGUGGAGGCCAAUUCACUGGAUGUUUUCAAGAGAGUUAGAUUUAGCUCUUAGGUCUAAAGGAAUCAAGGGAUAUGGGGGGAAAAGCUGGAACAGGGUAUUUGGAUGAUCAGCCAUGAUCAUACUGAAUGGCGGUGCUGGCUCGAUGGGCCGAACGGCCUCCUCCUGCACCUAUUUUCUAUGUUAGGCUUUUUUGGGUGAAGUUUCAGGUAAAUGAAAAGCUUGGCUGUUUUGGCCAGUGCGUGGAGUUGGAGCAGGUCAGCUCUGCCCGUCCUGCCUCUCUGACUGACGUCUACGAGCGCGGCCCCACCUUCUCUUUGGACUAAACUUUCUUCCUUCUUCUGCCGCUGAGUGCAGGUCGGUGCUCAGACGCAACUCGGAGUGUGUUUAUUUGCCCUUCGUUUGAGUGAUUAUUUGAAACAAAAUACGUUUGUUCUUUACCCCCUCGCCCUCCCGCUCAGAAAAUAAGUUGACAAAAGUCGCCGCCGCCGCGAAUGAAGUUUCACGGAAGGCGAAAGGUGGAAUGAAAGUUAGUUUUGUUUCCUGGAUGAGAUGGCAUUGAGUCGGUGGAAGACCCCGUUGCUGCUGCUGGGCAGUGUCUUGCUUCAGAGCAUCAUCACUUCUGAAUGUGUUCCCAAGCCUGGAGAAAUAGUGGUGUUGGACGUUACCAACAAUUCCAUCUCUCUGGAGUGGGGUCAGCCUUCAAAUGUGACUGGCACUCAAUACAAAUUCAACAUUACUUACAAUUCUUCUGCCGAAGUAAUGACCAUAACAACAACAACAAACUCCGCUGUGUUAAACAGCUUAACGUCUGGAACCAAUUACAAUGUCAAGGUGGUGACGAUCGAUGUUAAUAAUACAGCAAGCGAUCCUGUAGUUAAAAAUAUUGUUACAGGUAAGCAAACAGGUUGGUUUGAGUUUUCAUUGAGCGUGACUGCUGAUGAAUUCAUCGUUUUUAUGAAUCUGGAACCUGGAACUGAAUACACAUUCAGCGUGUUCACUCUGGUGGCAGAAAAUACAUCAUCAGAUCCAGUCAAUAUCUCCACUGCGACAGUAAUAAAACAGUGUUUACUAGAUAAUUCAGUUAGCACUUCUAUUUUGUGCCUAUUAUGCUUAUCAUUAUCUAAUAACCUGUUUUUAACAGUUCCUUUCAAGCCAGGAGCCAUUAUAGUUACAGACGUAAGCAACAGUUCCAUCUCAUUGAGCUUAGGAAAUCCUGCAAAUAUGACCAUCAACCAAUAUAACUUCAACAUCUCAUACGGGAUAGCAAGUGAUCAAAAGAAAUCCUCAACAGAAAAUACAAAUUUCACCACAAUCCAAGAUCUGCAAUCCGGAACCAAUUACACCAUCUCUGUGACAACGGGAGAGAGGGAGUGGAGCUUAAUUGAUGAGCCAAACCCUGUGAACACUCUAGCCAUCUUAGAUCGCAAUACCACUUCAGUUACUCUGAGCUGGAACCAACCUUUCGACCACAAGCCUGAGUAUACUUAUAAGGUGGCACUGGAUGGAAAACUCAUCACAUUUGUGAAUGGUAAUGACUUCAUUACUGUGACGCACCUGAAUCCUGGAACCAAAUACAUGUUCAGUGUGUUCACAUUGUUGGCCAAUUAUACAUCAGAUCCGGUCAAUAUCUUUUCUACUACAGUUCCUUCCAAGCCAGGAACCAUUAGUGUGAUGGCCAUAAGCAACAAUUCCAUCUCCUUGAGUUUAGGGAGACCUGUGGACAUGAGCGUCACCCAGUACAAUUUCAGUAUUUCAUACAGGACAGGCAACAGUUCCGAUGUUUCUUUCAGUGAAAGUACAAAUUCCACCACAAUCCAAGAUCUUCAGUCUGGAACCAAUUAUACCAUCUUUGUGACGACUGUUCAAGGUGGAGUGAAGAGUGAAGCCGUGGUUCUAAACCAGUUUACACGAAUCUUUGGCAGUGUGAAGAUCUACUGCCCAAUUGUCCUGGCCUUUGAGAAGGUGAAACUGAGGCAAACAUUGAUGCUGGAUGUGAUGACAUUAAAUAUACAUGGAGAUUUGGAAUGGAAUGGUCACUGCCUUGCUCCUGGAAAUGGAUUGGAAAGAUAUGGAUUGAUGCAACACCAGUUAUCAGAGAACAACUGUUUUGUCACAAAUCAUUGUGAGAUUGAUAUUAUUUGCAACGUCUCAUUAAUGAUUGCAGAGCCAAACCCUGUGAACGCAAUAACUGUCUUAAAUCGCAACACAACUUCAGUUACUCUAAGUUGGGAUCAGCCAUUGAACCACAAGCCAGAGAAUAUCUAUAUGGUGGCACUGAAUGGAAAUCUCUCCACUAUUUUGACUGGCAAUGAAUUUAUAACUGUUACACAACUGAAUCCUGGAACCAGAUACAUGUUCAGUGUGUUCACACUGACGGCAGAUAAUACAUCAGCAGAACCGGUCAAUGUCUCUUCUACUACAGUGAACUAUGACAUUCGCACAGACAUUUCAUUUGCUGUCUUAGUGUUUUUUGUUGCAGUCAUCAACCAUCAUUGUCCAUUUAUUUGCCUGACAGUUCCUUCCAAACCAGGAUCUGUUACCGUGACGGCCUUAAGCAACAGCACCAUCUCCUUGAGCUUCGGCAGACCUGUGGACAUGAGGGUCACCCAAUACAAUUUCAGCAUCACGUACAGGUCUGCCAGCAGUUUUAAUGUUUCCUUGACCAGAAGUACAGAUUCCACCAUAAUCCAAGAUCUUCAGGCUGGAACAAAUUACAUCAUUAAUGUAACAACUAUUGUUCAUGAUGGAGUGAAGAGUGAAGCUGUUGUUCUAAAUCAGUUUACAAGUAAGUGUAACGCAAUUUUCCUUGCGUAUUGGAUUGCUGCCUGCAUGGGAGAAGCAAGAAAGAAAGAACCAUGUUUCAAACCGAAUCCUGUGAACAAUGCAAUUGUUUCAAGUCGCAACACCACUUCAGUUACUCUGGGUUGGGACAAACCGCUUGACUCCAAGCCUGAAUAUACCUAUAAGGUGACACUGAGUGGACAUCUCCCAAUUAUGAUAACUGGUAAUGAAUUUGUUACCGUGGCACAACUAAAUCCUGGAACUGUAUACACAUUCAGUGUGUUCACACUGGCAGCAGAUAAUACAUCAGCAGAUCCAGUCUAUGUCUCCUCUACUACAGUUCCUUCCAAGCCUGGAGCCAUUACCGUGAUGGCCUUAAGCAACGUUUCCAUCUCCUUGAGCUUAGGGAGACCCGUGGACAUGGGGGUCACCCAGUACAACUUCAGCAUCAUAUACGGGUCUGCCAGCAGUUCUGAUGUUUCCUUCAAUGAAAUUACAAAUUCCACCAAAAUCCAAGAUCUGCAGUCUGGAACUAAUUACACCAUUUCUGUGACCACUGUUGUUCAAGAUGGAGUGAAGAGUGAAGCUGUGGUUCUAAAUCAGUUUACAAGUAAGUGUGAAGCAUUUUCCCGUGUGUGCAAUGGUGCAGACCACCGUCCAGAAGCAAGAAAAAAAGAAUCUCGUUCCAGCUUCAGAUCGUUGGAUUUGGGAGAUAGAAAUGAGAUUGGUGUUAUCCUCAACAUCUCAUUAAUAAUUGCAGAACCGAAUCCUGUGAACAAUGCAAUUGUUUCAAGUCGCAACACCACUUCAGUUACUCUGAGUUGGGACAAACCGCUUGACUCCAAGCCUGAGUAUGCCUAUAAGGUGACACUGAGUGGACAUCUCCCAAUUAUGAUAACUGGUAAUGAAUUUGUUACCGUGGCACAACUAACUCCUGGAACUGUAUACACAUUCAGUGUGUUCACACUGGCAGCAGAUAAUACAUCAGCAGAUCCAGUCUAUGUCUCCUCUACUACAGUUCCUUCCAAGCCUGGAGCCAUUUCCGUGAUGGCCUUAAGCAACGUUUCCAUCUCCUUGAGCUUAGGGAGACCCGUGGACAUGGGGGUCACCCAGUACAACUUCAGCAUCAUAUACGGGUCUGCCAGCAGUUCUGAUGUUUCCUUCAAUGAAAUUACAAAUUCCACCAAAAUCCAAGAUCUGCAGUCUGGAACCAAUUACACCAUUUCUGUGACCACUGUUGUUCAAGAUGGAGUGAAGAGUGAAGCUGUGGUUCUAAAUCAGUUUACAAAACCGAAUCCUGUGAACAAUGCAAUUGUUUCAAGUCGCAACACCACUUCAGUUACUCUGAGUUGGGACAAACCGCUUGACUCCAAGCCUGAGUAUACCUAUAAGGUGACACUGAGUGGACAUCUCCCAAUUAUGAUAACUGGUAAUGAAUUCGUUACCGUGGCACAACUAACUCCUGGAACUGGAUACACAUUCAGUGUGUUCACACUGGCAGCAGAUAAUACAUCAGCAGAUCCAGUCUAUGUCUCCUCUACUACAGGUAAAUACACCAAUUGUUUUAAUAGGAGCUUCUCUCUGACCAAGGUAGACUGCUUAAUCUGCAGCAAAUCAUACAAUCAUCAUGGGAGCGAAAUGUUGCAUGUGAUUCCUGAACUUGGAAAAAGCCAACAAAUGUUUAUGGGUUAUCCUGCAACAUUUAUGAAUAAAAUAUGUAUGACAUUUAUUGUGCCGAUAUUUACUUUGUAUCAUUCUCCAACCAUCAUUAUCCAAUUAUUAUCCAAUUACUUGCUUCUGACAGUUCCUUCCAAGCCUGGAGCCAUUACCGUGAUGGCCUUAAGCAACGUUUCCAUCUCCUUGAGCUUAGGGAGACCCGUGGACAUGGGGGUCACCCAGUACAACUUCAGCAUCAUAUACGGGUCUGCCAGCAGUUCUGAUGUUUCCUUCAAUGAAAUUACAAAUUCCACCAAAAUCCAAGAUCUGCAGUCUGGAACUAAUUACACCAUUUCUGUGACCACUGUUGUUCAAGAUGGAGUGAAGAGUGAAGCUGUGGUUCUAAAUCAGUUUACAAGUAAGUGUGAAGCAUUUUCCCGUGUGUGCAAUGGUGCAGACCACCGUCCAGAAGCAAGAAAAAAAGAAUCUCGUUCCAGCUUCAGAUCGUUGGAUUUGGGAGAUAGAGUUUUUUUUGAUUUGAAGAGUGAAGCUGUGCUUCUAAAUGAGUUUACAAAACCGAAUCCUGUGAACAAUGCAAUUGCUUCAAGUCGCAACACCACUUCAGUUACUCUGAGUUGGGACAAACCGCUUGACUCCAAGCCUGAGUAUACCUAUAAAGUGACACUGAGUGGACAUCUUCCAAUUAUGAUAACUGGUAAUGAAUUUGUUACUGUGGCACAACUAAAUCCUGGAACUGGAUACACAUUCAGUGUGUUCACACUGGCAGCAGAUAAUACAUCAGCAGAUCCAGUCUAUGUCUCCUCUACUACAGUUCCUUCCAAGCCUGGAGCCAUUUCCGUGAUGGCCUUAAGCAACGUUUCCAUCUCCUUGAGCUUAGGGAGACCCGUGGACAUGGGGGUCACCCAGUACAACUUCAGCAUCAUAUACGGGUCUGCCACCAGUUCUGAUGUUUCCUUCAAUGAAAUUACAAAUUCCACCAUAAUCCAAGAUCUGCAGUCUGGAACCAAUUACACCAUUUCUGUGACCACUGUUGUUCAAGAUGGAGUGAAGAGUGAAGCUGUGGUUCUAAAUCAGUUUACAAAACCGAAUCCUGUGAACAAUGCAAUUGUUUCAAGUCGCAACACCACUUCAGUUACUCUGAGUUGGGACAAACCGCUUGACUCCAAGCCUGAAUAUACCUAUAAGGUGACACUGAGUGGACAUCUCCCAAUUAUGAUAACUGGUAAUGAAUUCGUUACCGUGGCACAACUAACUCCUGGAACUGUAUACACAUUCAGUGUGUUCACACUGGCAGCAGAUAAUACAUCAGCAGAUCCAGUCUAUGUCUCCUCUACUACAGGUAAAUACACCAAUUGUUUUAAUAGGAGCUUCUCUCUGACCAAGGUAGACUGCUUAAUCUGCAGCAAAUCAUACAAUCAUGAAAUCAUAUUCUAUGUCGCUCUUCCAGGGAGAUGCUAACUGCAUUUCGUUGUCCCUGGAGCCAUUACCGUGAUGGCCUUAAGCAACGUUUCCAUCUCCUUGAGCUUAGGGAGACCCGUGGACAUGGGGGUCACCCAGUACAACUUCAGCAUCAUAUACGGGUCUGUCAGCAGUUCUGAUGUUUCCUUCAAUGAAAUUACAAAUUCCACCAAAAUCCAAGAUCUGCAGUCUGGAACUAAUUACACCAUUUCUGUGACCACUGUUGUUCAAGAUGGAGUGAAGAGUGAAGCUGUGGUUCUAAAUCAGUUUACAAAACCGAAUCCUGUGAACAAUGCAAUUGCUUCAAGUCGCAACACCACUUCAGUUACUCUGAGUUGGGACAAACCGCUUGACUCCAAGCCUGAGUAUACCUAUAAAGUGACACUGAGUGGACAUCUUCCAAUUAUGAUAACUGGUAAUGAAUUUGUUACUGUGGCACAACUAAAUCCUGGAACUGGAUACACAUUCAGUGUGUUCACACUGGCAGCAGAUAAUACAUCAGCAGAUCCAGUCUAUGUCUCCUCUACUACAGUUCCUUCCAAGCCUGGAGCCAUUUCCGUGAUGGCCUUAAGCAACGUUUCCAUCUCCUUGAGCUUAGGGAGACCCGUGGACAUGGGGGUCACCCAGUACAACUUCAGCAUCAUAUACGGGUCUGCCACCAGUUCUGAUGUUUCCUUCAAUGAAAUUACAAAUUCCACCAUAAUCCAAGAUCUGCAGUCUGGAACCAAUUACACCAUUUCUGUGACCACUGUUGUUCAAGAUGGAGUGAAGAGUGAAGCUGUGGUUCUAAAUCAGUUUACAAAACCGAAUCCUGUGAACAAUGCAAUUGUUUCAAGUCGCAACACCACUUCAGUUACUCUGAGUUGGGACAAACCGCUUGACUCCAAGCCUGAAUAUACCUAUAAGGUGACACUGAGUGGACAUCUCCCAAUUAUGAUAACUGGUAAUGAAUUCGUUACCGUGGCACAACUAACUCCUGGAACUGUAUACACAUUCAGUGUGUUCACACUGGCAGCAGAUAAUACAUCAGCAGAUCCAGUCUAUGUCUCCUCUACUACAGUUCCUUCCAAGCCUGGAGCCAUUACCGUGAUGGCCUUAAGCAACGUUUCCAUCUCCUUGAGCUUAGGGAGACCCGUGGACAUGGGGGUCACCCAGUACAACUUCAGCAUCAUAUACGGGUCUGUCAGCAGUUCUGAUGUUUCCUUCAAUGAAAUUACAAAUUCCACCAAAAUCCAAGAUCUGCAGUCUGGAACUAAUUACACCAUUUCUGUGACCACUGUUGUUCAAGAUGGAGUGAAGAGUGAAGCUGUGCAGAAUGAGAUUGGUGUUAUCCUCAACAUCUCAUUAAUAAUUGCAGAACCGAAUCCUGUGAACAAUGCAAUUGCUUCAAGUCGCAACACCACUUCAGUUACUCUGAGUUGGGACAAACCGCUUGACUCCAAGCCUGAGUAUACCUAUAAAGUGACACUGAGUGGACAUCUUCCAAUUAUGAUAACUGGUAAUGAAUUUGUUACUGUGGCACAACUAAAUCCUGGAACUGGAUACACAUUCAGUGUGUUCACACUGGCAGCAGAUAAUACAUCAGCAGAUCCAGUCUAUGUCUCCUCUACUACAGUUCCUUCCAAGCCUGGAGCCAUUUCCGUGAUGGCCUUAAGCAACGUUUCCAUCUCCUUGAGCUUAGGGAGACCCGUGGACAUGGGGGUCACCCAGUACAACUUCAGCAUCAUAUACGGGUCUGCCACCAGUUCUGAUGUUUCCUUCAAUGAAAUUACAAAUUCCACCAAAAUCCAAGAUCUGCAGUCUGGAACCAAUUACACCAUUUCUGUGACCACUGUUGUUCAAGAUGGAGUGAAGAGUGAAGCUGUGGUUCUAAAUCAGUUUACAAAACCGAAUCCUGUGAACAAUGCAAUUGUUUCAAGUCGCAACACCACUUCAGUUACUCUGAGUUGGGACAAACCGCUUGACUCCAAGCCUGAAUAUACCUAUAAGGUGACACUGAGUGGACAUCUCCCAAUUAUGAUAACUGGUAAUGAAUUUGUUACCGUGGCACAACUAACUCCUGGAACUGUAUACACAUUCAGUGUGUUCACACUGGCAGCAGAUAAUACAUCAGCAGAUCCAGUCUAUGUCUCCUCUACUACAGUUCCUUCCAAGCCUGGAGCCAUUUCCGUGAUGGCCUUAAGCAACGUUUCCAUCUCCUUGAGCUUAGGGAGACCCGUGGACAUGGGGGUCACCCAGUACAACUUCAGCAUCAUAUACGGGUCUGCCAGCAGUUCUGAUGUUUCCUUCAAUGAAAUUACAAAUUCCACCAAAAUCCAUGAUCUGCAGUCUGGAACUAAUUACACCAUUUCUGUGACCACUGUUGUUCAAGAUGGAGUGAAGAGUGAAGCUGUGGUUCUAAAUCAGUUUACAAGUAAGUGUGAAGCAUUUUCCCGUGUGUGCAAUGGUGCAGACCACCGUCCAGAAGCAAGAAAAAAAGAAUCUCGUUCCAGCUACAGAUCAUUGGAUUUGGGAAAUGAGAUUGGUGUUAUCCUCAACAUCUCAUUAAUAAUUGCAGAACCGAAUCCUGUGAACAAUGCAAUUGCUUCAAGUCGCAACACCACAUCAGUUACUCUGAGUUGGGACAAACCGCUUGACUCCAAGCCUGAGUAUACCUAUAAGGUGACACUGAAUGGACAUCUUCCAAUUAUGAUAACUGGUAAUGAAUUUGUUACUGUGGCACAACUAAAUCCUGGAACUGGAUACACAUUCAGUGUGUUCACACUGGCAGCAGAUAAUACAUCAGCAGAUCCAGUCUAUGUCUCCUCUACUACAGUUCCUUCCAAGCCUGGAGCCAUUUCCGUGAUGGCCUUAAGCAACGUUUCCAUCUCCUUGAGCUUAGGGAGACCCGUGGACAUGGGGGUCACCCAGUACAACUUCAGCAUCAUAUACGGGUCUGCCACCAGUUCUGAUGUUUCCUUCAAUGAAAUUACAAAUUCCACCAAAAUCCAAGAUCUGCAGUCUGGAACUAAUUACACCAUUUCUGUGACAACUGUUGUUCAAGAUGGAGUGAAGAGUGAAGCUGUGGUUCUAAAUCAGUUUACAAAACCGAAUCCUGUGAACAAUGCAAUUGUUUCAAGUCGCAACACCACUUCAGUUACUCUGAGUUGGGACAAACCGCUUGACUCCAAGCCUGAGUAUGCCUAUAAGGUGACACUGAGUGGACAUCUCCCAAUUAUGAUAACUGGUAAUGAAUUUGUUACCGUGGCACAACUAACUCCUGGAACUGUAUACACAUUCAGUGUGUUCACACUGGCAGCAGAUAAUACAUCAGCAGAUCCAGUCUAUGUCUCCUCUACUACAGUUCCUUCCAAGCCUGGAGCCAUUACCAUGAUGGCCUUAAGCAACGUUUCCAUCUCCUUGAGCUUAGGGAGACCCGUGGACAUGGGGGUCACCCAGUACAACUUCAGCAUCAUAUACGGGUCUGCCAGCAGUUCUGAUGUUUCCUUCAAUGAAAUUACAAAUUCCACCAAAAUCCAAGAUCUGCAGUCUGGAACUAAUUACACCAUUUCUGUGACCACUGUUGUUCAAGAUGGAGUGAAGAGUGAAGCUGUGGUUCUAAAUCAGUUUACAAGUAAGUGUGAAGCAUUUUCCCGUGUGUGCAAUGGUGCAGACCACCGUCCAGAAGCAAGAAAAAAAGAAUCUCGUUCCAGCUUCAGAUCGUUGGAUUUGGGAGAUAGAGUUUGUUUUGAUUGUGAUCUGCAGAAAGAACCGAAUCCUGUGAACAAUGCAAUUGUUUCAAGUCGCAACACCACUUCAGUUACUCUGAGUUGGGACAAACCGCUUGACUCCAAGCCUGAGUAUACCUAUAAGGUGACACUGAGUGGACAUCUCCCAAUUAUGAUAACUGGUAAUGAAUUCGUUACCGUGGCACAACUAACUCCUGGAACUGUAUACACAUUCAGUGUGUUCACACUGGCAGCAGAUAAUACAUCAGCAGAUCCAGUCUAUGUCUCCUCUACUACAGUUCCUUCCAAGCCUGGAGCCAUUUCUGUGAUGGCCUUAAGCAACGUUUCCAUCUCCUUGAGCUUAGGGAGACCCGUGGACAUGGGGGUCACCCAGUACAACUUCAGCAUCAUAUACGGAUCUGCCACCAGUUCUGAUGUUUCCUUCAAUGAAAUUACAAAUUCCACCAAAAUCCAAGAUCUGCAGUCUGGAACCAAUUACACCAUUUCUGUGACCACUUUUGUUCAAGAUGGAGUGAAGAGUGAAGCUGUGGUUCUAAAUCAGUUUACAAGUAAGUGUGAAGCAUUUUCCCGUGUGUGCAAUGGUGCAGACCACCGUCCAGAAGCAAGAAAAAAAGAAUCUCGUUCCAGCUACAGAUCAUUGGAUUUGGGAUAUCGCAACACCACUUCAGUUACUCUGAGUUGGGACAAACCGCUUGACUCCAAGCCUGAGUAUACCUAUAAGGUGACACUGAGUGGACAUCUCCCAAUUAUGAUAACUGGUAAUGAAUUUGUUACUGUGGCACAACUAAAUCCUGGAACUGGAUACACAUUCAGUGUGUUCACACUGGCAGCAGAUAAUACAUCAGCAGAUCCAGUCUAUGUCUCCUCUACUACAGAGCCUAAUGAAGUGCAGAAUGUGACUGUGGUGACUGUCACCACCAACUUCAUAAUCCUGCAAUGGGUGAAGCCAGUGGAUCAUAAAGAAGGAUAUCGGUACAUGAUACUGACCGAGGGAAACCCACCCCCGAUCGAUAAUUAUGGCAAUAUUACUGUAGAAUUUGAGAAUGCUACCAUAAAAAAUCUGACAUCUGGAACCAAAUACAGUUUUUCCAUUACGACAUUUGUCGCAGAUGGAACUCGAGCAAAUCCAGUAAAAGCCUUGAGCUACACAAAACCUGUACAGAUACCAGAAGCGCACAUCAACGUGAGUAGCAAUGGGACAGUGGACACAUUGUUAGUCUCCUGGAUUAAACCUUCUGGCAACGUGGAGAUGUAUUUCAUCGUUGUUGAAGACGUGAAAAUGUCAUCAAAGAAAAUCGAGAGUACCAAUAUCACGUCUACAGUAAAAUUCCCUGGUCUUCGACCUGGCCGGGUGUACAAAGUGUCGGUGAUUACAAACAGCGGUCCUUUCAAUGUAACCUCUGAAAACGUGCAGGGUAUAACAGAUCCCAAGCCUCCAGGAACGAUCAAAGUGACCAAUGUCAGCAACAAUUUCAUCUCGCUGAUGUGGGAUGCACCUUCGGAUAUGGAUGACGGAAGUUAUACCUUCAAAAUAACUUACAAAAAUGGUUCUGCUGAAAUGUUUAUGACAGUAAAUUCCAGCUCAGCAAUAAUUCCAAACCUUGUUUCUGGAACCAACUAUACCAUUUGUGUGGCCACUAUUGGACCGGGGGAAUUGCUGAGUGAAAGUGUAUCGACAUUUCAAUUCACCAAACCAAAUAUGGUGAGCAACGUACAAAUUGUUAAGGUUGACACCACCUCUGUAACUUUGAAUUGGACACAGCCAAUAGAAUAUAAAGAUAACUAUUCAUAUCUGGUAUUGACGAAAGAAAGUUUGAAAACUGCCAACACUCAAAAUGUAACUGUAAAUAUUGAAAAUGCGACUCUGACAGACCUGACCCCUGGAAUCAACUACACCUUCACAAUUAUAACACAGGUAGCCAACAUCCAGGCGGAUGGCGUAGAGAUAUCCAGCUACACGCAACCAAAUAUGGUGAGCAACGUACAAAUUGUUAAGGUUGAUACCACCUCUGUAACUUUGAAUUGGACACAACCAAUAGAAUAUGAAGAUAACUAUUCAUAUCUGGUAUUGACGAAAGAAAGUUUGAAACCUGCCAACACUCAAAAUGUAACUGUAAAUAUUGAAAAUGCGACUCUGACAGACCUGACCCCUGGAAUCAACUACACCUUCACAAUUAUAACACAGGUAGCCAACAUCCAGGCGGAUGGCGUAGAGAUAUCCAGCUACACGCAACCUGAACAGAUACCAGAAGCAAACAUCACCGUGAGUAACAAUGGAACGGUGGACACGUUGUUAGUCUCCUGGAAUGAACCACCUGGCAACGUAGAGAUGUACUUCGUUGUUGUUGAAAACGUGAUAAAUUUGGAAAAGAAAAUCGAGAGUACCAAAGUCACGUCUACGGUAGAAUUCCCUGGUCUUCGACCUGGCCGGGUGUACAAUGUCUCAGUGAUUACAAACAGCGGACCGUUUAAUGUAACCUCUGGGUAUGUGCAGGGCAUAACAGAACCAAAUAUGGUGAGCAACGUACAAAUUGUUAAGGUUGAUACCACCUCUGUAACUUUGAAUUGGACACAACCAAUAGAAUAUGAAGAUAACUAUUCAUAUCUGGUAUUGACGAAAGAAAGUUUGAAACCUGCCAACACUCAAAAUGUAACUGUAAAUAUUGAAAAUGCGACUCUGACAGACCUGACCCCUGGAAUCAACUACACCUUCACAAUUAUAACACAGGUAGCCAACAUCCAGGCGGAUGGCGUAGAGAUAUCCAGCUACACGCAACCUGAACAGAUACCAGAAGCAAACAUCACCGUGAGUAACAAUGGAACGGUGGACACGUUGUUAGUCUCCUGGAAUGAACCACCUGGCAACGUAGAGAUGUAUUUCGUUGUUGUUGAAAACGUGAUAAAUUUGAAAAAGAAAAUCGAGAGUACCAAAGUCACGUCUACGGUAGAAUUCCCUGGUCUUCGACCUGGCCGGGUGUACAAUGUCUCAGUGAUUACAAACAGCGGACCGUUUAAUGUAACCUCUGGGAAAGUGCAGGGCAUAACAGAACCAAACAUGGUGAGCAACGUACAAAUUGUUAAGGUUGAUACCACCUCUGUAACUUUGAAUUGGACACAACCAAUAGAAUAUGAAGAUAACUAUUCAUAUCUGGUAUUGACGAAAGAAAGUUUGAAACCUGCCAACACUCAAAAUGUAACUGUAAAUAUUGAAAAUGCGACUCUGACAGACCUGACCCCUGGAAUCAACUACACCUUCACAAUUAUAACACAGGUAGCCAACAUCCAGGCGGAUGGCGUAGAGAUAUCCAGCUACACGCAACCUGAACAGAUACCAGAAGCAAACAUCACCGUGAGUAACAAUGGAACGGUGGACACGUUGUUAGUCUCCUGGAAUGAACCACCUGGCAACGUAGAGAUGUACUUCGUUGUUGUUGAAGACGUGAUAAAUUUGGAAAAGAAAAUCGAGAGUACCAAUGUCACGUCUACGGUAGAAUUCCCUGGUCUUCGACCUGGCCGGGUGUACAAUGUCUCAGUGAUUACAAACAGCGGACCGUUUAAUGUAACCUCUAGGAAUGUGCAGGGCAUAACAGAACCAAAUAUGGUGAGCAACGUACAAAUUGUUAAGGUUGAUACCACCUCUGUAACUUUGAAUUGGACACAACCAAUAGAAUAUGAAGAUAACUAUUCAUAUCUGGUAUUGACGAAAGAAAGUUUGAAACCUGCCAACACUCAAAAUGUAACUGUAAAUAUUGAAAAUGCGACUCUGACAGACCUGACCCCUGGAAUCAACUACACCUUCACAAUUAUAACACAGGUAGCCAACAUCCAGGCGGAUGGCGUAGAGAUAUCCAGCUACACGCAACCUGAACAGAUACCAGAAGCAAACAUCACCGUGAGUAACAAUGGAACGGUGGACACGUUGUUAGUCUCCUGGAAUGAACCACCUGGCAACGUAGAGAUGUACUUUGUUGUUGUUGAAGACGUGAUAAAUUUGGAAAAGAAAAUCGAGAGUACCAAAGUCACGUCUACGGUAGAAUUCCCUGGUCUUCGACCUGGCCGGGUGUACAAUGUCUCAGUGAUUACAAACAGCGGACCGUUUAAUGUAACCUCUGGGAAUGUGCAGGGCAUAACAGUUCCAAACCCUCCUGGUGCUAUCAGUGUGUUGAACUUCAAUACCAGUUCUAUCUCAUUAAACUGGGGAGCACCUGCUGAUAUGGAUGAUGGAUGUUGUUCCUUCAACGUAAUCUACACCAAUGGUUCUACUACAGAGACUGUAAAUGCACCUACAAACGCCACCACAAUUCAAAACCUAAUUUCUGGGACGGAAUACACUAUUUUUGUGGCUACCGUUGGACCUGGACAACUGCUGAGUCUAAAUCAGUCGAUCAAGCACUUCACCAAGCCAAACCCCAUUCGGAACUUGCGAAUACUGAUAUUUAGUACAAGCAGCAUUACCCUAAAAUGGACAGAACCACAGGAAUAUAAAGAAGUAUACACAUAUAGAGUGGUGACAGAGGGAAACCCAGCACCCACAAAUGGCAAUGGAAAUAAAACCACAAAUGAUAACAAUGUGACUGUGGAAGGACUCACAUCUGGAACCAACUACAGCUUUUCUGUUACCACACUUGCCGAGGAUGGUACUCCAGCAGAAUCUGUCGAUAUAGCCAACUACACAGAACCUGUGAAAAUACCAUCUGAAAACAUCUCUCUGAGCAAUGAGAACAGAACUGAUACAUUAAAAGUUUCCUGGAUCCUCCCACCAGGAGGCGUUGAAAAUUUCACAGUUGAAAUAAAAGAUAGAGGAGGAUACCACAAAGCUAACACUGUGGGACAUUCAGUAACCGAACUGGUAUUCAGUGACCUACGACCUGGAAGGUUGUACAUUGUAACAGUGGCAACAAUUAGUGGGCCUCAUCAGAUAACCUCAGAUAAUGUUUCUGAAGCCACAUUACCUUCACCACCCGGAAGCAUAGAAGUGACCGAUGUCACUAAUUCAUCCCUUCAGUUUAGAUGGGAUAGACCAGAAAACAUGGAUAUAGGAGAAUACGUAUUUAUUGUUAGUUACCAAACGGCUCAAGCACCAAACAGUGAACAUUUUGCCCAAGAGGACAAUAACUCUACUAUAUCUAACCUUACCUCUGGAACCCAGUACACCAUAACUGUUCUUACCACUAUUCCUCAGAAUCUGAACAGUACCAUUAUGAGAAAAUCCAUCUACACAAAACCAAAUCCUGUCAAGAAUGUUCGUGUUUCCAAAACAAACAGCAUCUCAAUAAAUCUCACCUGGGAUCGGCCAGUUGGAUACCAGCCUGAGUACAAUUACACAGUGCAAACACAUGGAAAUACAUCUUCCGCUCAAGUGGUCAGUGAUGAAAACCUACUUGUUGAUGGCCUGAACUCGGGAGAUAACUUCACAUUCACCAUCAUCACCCUGGCAGCAGAUGGCACCCAAAGCAAUCCCGUCAGUUUGUCCCAGUGCACAGAUGCGGCUACAAUUAAUUCUUCUUCUCUGAGCUGUAAAGGAGUGAACAGCAGGCCUGUGCUUAAUCUGAUGUGGAUAUGUCCAAGUGGACUGAACACCGGCUUUACACUCCAAGCAAAACAGAGCUCUGACGUUGUAAUAAAUGGAAUCAGUGCACCGUGUAUUUCAAAUAAAGAGCAUCAAUACAACCUGAGCAAUGUUGAAUUCUCCACAACCUAUAUUGUCAGUAUCACCACCAAGUCAUGUGGUUUGCCAAGUACACCAGUCAGUAUAAACUGUAGAUCUGGCAUUGCUGCUCCUCCGCCACCUCUUAAUAAAUUAGAAUUACUAAAUCUUGAUAUAUCCCACAAUUCAGUGCGGUUCAAUAUCAGAAGAGAUGCAUUUAAUUCUACCAACGGUCCAAUUUUGACAAUUGCAGUGAUUGUUACAAAAGAUGAAAAUGAAAAUGCUCCUGAUGCCAAUGAUCUGGCAACAGCAUAUAGCAGUGGUAUAUUAACCUAUGUGGCACUAGUGAUAGACUUGCCACCUGCUCCUCAAAGUACCAGACUAGAUGCUCAGACAGAUCCCAUCUCCAUCAAUGUAGGAAAUAAUAGUAAAAGUAAGGGCUAUGUAAACCAGGAACUAACUCCUUUGACCGGUUAUCGAUUUAGUUUGGUUGGAUUUACGGAAGUACAAUAUAAUGAGGAGAAUAAAAUUGAUUCAAACAAAUCCUUAUAUUCAACAUAUGAUUAUUCGGGGAUGAUUACAUUGAAGCAAAAUCCAGGUGUCAUUAUUGGAGCUGUGGUUGGAACUAUCCUGGGUGCACUUGUCAUAAUUCUCCUGGCAAUACUGCUUAUUUGGUGGAAGAAACGAACAAAGUCGAACAACAAGAAUUUAACCCAACUUCCAAUCCCAAAUAUGAGGUACUUUUAUUGGGUACACAAACCAAGGGCUGGGGUCAUUCAACAAUUAACUCUCUCCUCCCCCCCUCCCUCCUCCCCCUCUCUCUUUUUCAACAGGGUAGCAAGAAAUGCCAUCAAUGUGGAUUACUUUGAAGGAUAUUUCAGCAAGCAACAUGCUGACUCUGAUUGCGGAUUUGCUGAAGAGUAUGAGGAACUAAAGACAGUCGGAACAUUGCAGUCAACACAAGUCUCCCAGCAACCUUUGAACAAGCCUAAGAAUCGUUACAAUAAUGUUUUGCCUUAUGAUAACAGUCGAGUUAAACUCUCUGUCACUUCAGAUCCAUCCAGUGAUUACAUCAAUGCUAAUUUCAUGCCUGGAUACCACUCGAAGAAAGAGUUCAUUGCUGCACAAGGCCCAUUGAUGAAUACAGUGAGCGAUUUCUGGAGAAUGAUUUGGGAUCAUCGUGUACCAGCUGUUGUCAUGCUUACCAAGUGUGUAGAGCAUGGAAGGGCAAAAUGUGAGCAGUACUGGCCAACUGAACGUCCACUCAUUUUUGAAGACAAGAUUGUUACUCUGACAUCAGAAGUCAUUUAUCAAGAUUGGACCAUCAGGGACUUCUCACUGGUAAAGGAUAAAUCUGGAGAGAAAAACCAUGUCAAGCAAUUCCACUUUACAGGCUGGCCUGACCAUGGCGUUCCGAGCACUACCGGGAUCCUCAUCAAGUUCAGGAACUUAGUGCGGGAUUACAUCAAUCAGCACCCAGUGAGUGGGCCUACUGUCGUGCACUGCAGUGCCGGAGUUGGUCGAACAGGAACAUUCAUUUCCAUCGACAAUAUGAUUCAGCAGAUAGACAACAACAGAAAGGUCGAUAUCUGGGGUACAGUUUACCAGCUCAGAAUGAACCGGCCACUGAUGGUGCAAACUGAGUCUCAGUAUGUUUUCCUAAACCAGUGCGCCAUGGAGUAUAUAAAAUCAAGCAAACAGCAAUCCGAAGAGGCAAUCUACGAAAACGCACCUGCCCUCAUCUAUGAGAAUACGUCUGCCAUCCGAGCUGCCCAAGCAAGCAAUGGCCACAUACUUUAAUGGAAAUGACCCUGGAGCCUCCGUUUUAAAUUUAACUCCACCUUUUUUUAAUUUAAUUUUGUAAAUUGUAAAUGGACUUUAUUUUUUAGAAAGAUUGUAUAUUCAUUUGGUAAGAUAUAUUUAGAAGUUCCUUUUAUUGCUGAAUUACUAUUUUUUCAAAUACGUAUCUAUUCUGGUACAAUAGCUGGGCAGUGCUCAGCUACUGCAGGAAAUCUUUGCCAAUUGUUCCUGAACUUCAGGAAUGCCUUCAAAUCUUUGAUAAUCUCUGCAUAAUUCAUUGCAAAUUGUGAGUCCUUUUGAGCUUUCUUCACUGAUGUUUCCUCAUUUGAGUUCAUGCUCUCGUUUCAUGACAAAUGUGACCUAUUCAAGGUAAUGCCAAUUGGUGUUUGAAGCAGUCAUUGUUUUCAAUAUUUGAGGCUUAACUACUCCUGACAUAUUCAUAAAGAAGCACUUGUAAAUAUUGUUAAAAUCCGGCACAAACUUGUUUCCAGAAAUGAUUCAUAAAAUUUGAUACUUUGAUAAGUAUCAUAAAAAAAAUCUGAAAUUAAAAAUAAAAUAUUAUGUAGGGUUAUUGCUUUCUUCAAGCUCAUGCCACAGCUUAAUUAAGAACCAUUUAUGUAGUAUUGUUGUAUAAAGUGAAGUGGAAAGGUAGCUGGUUCAUUCAGCAAACCCACCUUUGCAUGAAUGUUUAAUUCUGCUGUUUUCAAGUUCCAGAGAGAAAUGAUAUUUAGCCUGUACUGCAGUGCUGAAAUUAAGAUACAAUCAGUUUACAGGAUGUUAACCAAAACCAGACUUCUCAAACAGUGACUAUAAAGUAUGUCCUGUCAGAGAAGGCACUGCGUACUGAGCCUAUAACAGACAAAACAGUGAAAAAUGUUGGCUUAAAGAGGGGAAAAAUUAUCUUCCAUGUGAGUGUACUCACAAUACUGAAUGAUAAAUUGGAUAUCAAGUUCUUUAUGGGAUUAAAUGUUUAAGGCAAUGCAUAAUCAAAGUUUUUUUUCUGUAAUAUUGUCAUUGCUAUAAGCAGUGAGGCAUAUCCUAAUCUAGCCGAGGUUCUGUAAAGAAUCUCUCUUGAAUUGGUCAAUCUUAAGAAAUGCAGAGGUGUGGUUCUGUCUCUGAGUUGCACUGAGGAACAAAGGGAAGUCUCUCUCUGUGAUGGCAGUCCGUCACUCCGAGACGGAUACGCAUUCAAUAUCUGUUCCAUACCUAGUUAUUUUAAAGGACCUCAUCUUUAAAUCUGAUUUGAUCUAAUAUUUGUAGUGGAAAGUUAAUUAAAUCUCUCUUGGUAUAAGUAAAUUUUAUAUCCUUUUGCUAAAUAUUUGUAACCAGAUUUGGAAGCUUAUUUACUUUCAAACUACUUUAAAUACAACCAUAAUAUAUUAGCUGGACUUAAUCCUGAAUAACCAGGAGAGGAAGUCAGUGAACUCCAGCCAAGUAUUUUCCAAUGAACUUGUUUUGAAUUCAAGACCAUGAUUGUAACUGGUGUAUUGAUUCAUUCUCUUAUUAGAAACUGCAUCGAUUGGAGCAGGAUUGUUACGUGGUUUUAUAUGGUGAUCACGUCUUUGUGAAACACUACCUGAGGAUUCAGUUUUGCUGUAACCAUGCGCAACAGGGUUUCCUUAAGUCUGGCAGGGAAUCCCAUGUUCAGCAGAAACAGCACAUCAUGUCUGUCAAGUAGAUUUUCAUUUCUUGUCUCUCAUAGGGAGUGUCACUGACGAAACUUGUCAUGAUUAGUAUAGAUGAGCUGUUUGAUUUUUCUCUGGGGAGGGCAAACUAAUUGAGAAACCCAAGUCCAAACAAGAAAGUUUUUAGCAUAAAGUAAAGAUCCGCAACACUGCACCAAGUUCAAACUCAAAAAAAUGCAAACGCAAUCAAUGUAUGCAUUUGGAUAUUAAAACAUAAUGAUAAACCAUUUUUACAUUAGGUGAUAAGGGAAUGUGGUGAUUGCAUUACUAUAUACUUUUGGAGCUGAUUUAAUUUCCAUUAAAACUGUUAAAACCAUGUACACUCAGAAGUGAAUUUUUAAUAUUUGAUUUAUAACUGCGAAGGAAUUAGUUAUUAAGGAUCACAGGGUCAUUAUUUUUAUAUUAUGCCAUAUGUGAAGGGGGAUAGUAGGAUGGGGAGGCCAGUUAUAUCUGGCCAAAGGUACAAUAGCUGUUCACUCUCAGGGACUCCAAGGCUCCCUCUCCAUGUGAAAAUUGGGCCAAAUCCAAUACAGGGAUCUCGUCAUGAUGGCCAAAAAAAUCCUUCUGAAGAAUAUUUUUUAGCUAGACAUAUCUAACUAUAUAAUUUAACAUUUAUUAUUCCUCCUUGUCGAAUGCUUUGGAGAACUACAACUUAUUGAUUUUUAUAAGCACUUUAUCUGGUGAACGUUUAGUGUGUGCAGGCAUCUGAUUUAAAUCAAUCACCACCUUGUGAUGCAUGAACGGGUAUCCAUGGCAUGCUUAACAGAGCUGAUUUUGUGCAUCCAUGUGUCAUGUCUGUUUUGUACUCUCCUCCACCAUUUCUCCCUUUCCCAUUUGGACAUUUUGUAAUGCAGGUUCUAUCUGCAGAUACAAUUCUUUUCAGUGUGUAUCUUCUAAACUGAUCAGUGAAUAUUAUCAUUAUUUUAAAGAUGUUUUUACCUCGUCUAACUCUUGUAUUUGUUGUGGUCCCUAAUGUCAGCUACUGACGAGAAAUUACUGAACACAGUGUCAGACCUCGAAGUUGUUACUUGGGUCACAGGAGUAUAAUGGCUAUCCUAUUCUGUGGCAUUUUGUUUUAAUCUAAAUCAUUCUCCUGAAGAAAGUUAACAGCAAAGCUGUAGGCACUUUCCAUGCUUGGAAAUCACAUCCUAACGGCCAUUCCACCUGACUGAGUCCAGGUUGAAGUUAUACUUGAACGGUUUUUGUUUUGAGUUUAUUUAUAUUUCAUAUUCACAUGCGAUUUUUUUCCGAAGAAAGUCACCCGUGCACCCCCACAUGCCCAGCCCUGACCUCCACCCUCAGCACCAGCCCAGCUACGAGGAGACCUGAACUGUUUUUGUCUGCAAUCUGUUAAUAUAUGUUAGUCUAGGCCCUUCCAAUUAUGUAUGGCUGUGUGCUGGCCUAAGUGAAGCACAAUGACCUCUUGGUAAUUUUUACGUAGUUUUGCAAUUCUGGACCUGUAGCCCCCCAGCAGAGAUUGAAGCUAUCAUGGGCGCUCUUUUGUCAUCUAUUUUCAGUGCCACUGUUUCAGUCCUUCCUGCGCUUCUGGAGAGUUUAAGAUACAGCUAAUUCCUCUACCUUAAAGCUUGAGGAAUGGCAAAUGCAUCAAAGGUCCCCAUUCACUCUACUGAAGUACACCUUCUGUCAGCUGAUAGCAUUGUCAUUUGGUGAGGAUAGAAUUAAAAUGCACUGUGCUUGACGAGCCUUUCGUGGGGAAGUAACAGAGUGAAAAGAACAUGAAGUAUUUUCUGACGUGAUAUGUUUCCAUCUCCAUUACAACUCAAUAGAACAGCGGCGCUCUUCUGAUUUUUGCUGUCGUUUUAAAUGUAGAAAAACCUGUCUGCCUUUGGCACAAAGUUUUACAAGGGUAGAAGUGAUCAGGGGUAUAGGAAUAGAGCACAGUGUUGAAUGAGAACUAUGAGUAUUAACACUGCAGGGAGGUAGAAAUAAGGAAGCAAGAAACUGUAAGCAAUAGCACUUUCUAUCAAUUGUUUAACCAGAAGGAUCAAAUUUAAAUUAGAUAUGUGUAUGUAUAUAAGGAUGUAUAUCAGAUAAUAUGUAGCACUGUAUUGUUGAAUUGCACUGGAUGCAUCUGGAGGAAAUCAAUUUAUCCUGUCUGUUCUCUGACUCACUGAGAUGUAAUUUUAUCAGAUGUAGAGUAAUAUUUUUCAUUGUGAUUAUCCGAUACACCUCCAAUGUCAUUUUGAUCUUGCUAUGUUACAAUGAUGUAAAAAUCCUGUUUUAUAAGUGACAUAAUGAUUAAUUUUGCUAUUAAAAUGAUCUUUUUAUUCUGU
Leucoraja erinaceus (little skate) is the source of this 21845-nucleotide messenger RNA. RefSeq names its product titin-like. The transcript is spliced from 70 exons. Lineage: Eukaryota; Metazoa; Chordata; Chondrichthyes; Rajiformes; Rajidae. Gene Ontology annotation, molecular function: protein binding; protein tyrosine phosphatase activity. Gene Ontology annotation, biological process: protein dephosphorylation. The record is from RefSeq and is a predicted model, not a curated record.